This is a messenger RNA of Aspergillus uvarum CBS 121591, 1508 nucleotides long. RefSeq lists its product as uncharacterized. The transcript is spliced from 2 exons. NCBI's taxonomy places the organism in Eukaryota, Fungi, Ascomycota, Eurotiomycetes, Eurotiales, Aspergillaceae. The record is from RefSeq and is a predicted model, not a curated record. Bases 320 to 1336 code for a protein of 338 amino acids. Gene Ontology annotation, cellular component: mitochondrion.
CACUGUGGGAAUUAUUGACGUUGCCCAACCUUGGGAUACACCCAUUACCUUAUUUUGUUCGGUUGUAUUAUUUUAUUAUCACGCUGGGUCCCCGCGGUGACCCUCCUCGUUUUGUCGCCCGCCUGCUACUUUCAUUCCUUUCAUAUCCAGUUCAGCGUUACGUUCUAGCGAUUUGUAUGCAUCCAUAGAUACCCUUACUACUACACCAUUCUUUCCACGCCUUUCCUUUGUUUAUAGGAUAGCCCGAGAAUAUCUCUUUUGUUGGAACCCCCACCGUCACCUUUCUAGGGCCAGGGGUGCCCUUCUACUCAACAUCACCAUGGAUCAUGAUUUCGUUCUCCAGCAGACGCUCCCGUGGAGCUUACAGCGCAAUCGGUUGGCAGAACUUCUGACGGCGGAUUUCACGGUUGCUGCAGGCUCAGCAGCCUUGGUCACUCCGGCCGUGAUGAUUCUGGACAGGUACAGCUCACCUGGCUUCUCGAGAGCGAAUGCACGUAUUGACCCUCAAAUUAGACUGGUGGUGGAAAAGUCCUCUCACAAUCAACCUCUUCUGCCCGCAUUUCGUCGACACCUGUGGCUCUCUAUCACGCAACCUGCGACCUUCCUCACGUCGCGACCCAGUCUGCUUGUCUGGUCCCUCUAUACCGCAACGUUCGCGGCGGCGAAUGCCACCGAGACCGUCCUCAGCGAGGUCUAUCCACACAUCGACCACGCACUUGCCACGACGUCGACGUUCUUGACCACGUUCGUCGUCAACUCCUCCGUCGGCAUUUGGAAGGACGUCAAGUUCGCUCAACUUUUCGGCCACAACCACAACACCAGCACUGCGGGGACAACUACACCCCCGCCCCCUGCAGCGGCAUCAACUCCGGCAGCCACAGGCGCAACCAAACCAGCCGCCGCCGCCGCCGCGGCACCCCAGAGCAAGAUCCUCCGCUCCGUCACCCGCUCCAUUCCCUUUGCUACCUACUCAGCCUUCCUCAUCCGCGACGCCCUGACGAUCUUCGGCUCCUUCAGCCUCCCGGCGAUGGUCUCUACCUCAAUCCCAGACUCGGUCGCUUCGAGCGAGUACGCCAAGAUCCUCCUUGCGCAAUUGGCCAUCCCAGCCUCGAUCCAACUCAUCAGUACCCCGAUCCAUCUGCUGGGUUUGGACCUCUACAACCGACCGAUAACGAUUCCUGCCGCGGACCGGAUGGCGCGAGUGAGUCGGGAUUGGAUCGGGGCGUCGCUGACGCGGAUGUGUCGCAUCAUUCCCGCCUUCGGAAUCGGUGGGUUUGCCAAUACCGAGGGGCGGGCCUAUCUCCAUGAGCAACUGCGGCUGUCUGGUGAGGAGUGAAACAAUCCCAACCACUUCAGAUGGCCUUGUCUAUCUCACCCACUGAAGCAUGCAAAAUCUAAUCCCUGAUGACUCAACUGGGACACUCAUCAUAAGAACGCAGACUUGUGACAAUCCACAAACAAACGAUCGGGAUUCUGCGACCGCGUUCGGCGAUGGCUCGGUGAAGAGG